AUGAGCAGUCUGGCCAGGCAGACUUAUCUCCUCCGAGUUGCCUCCUCAGGACCUCGUGGAGUUGUCAAACGACGAAACGAUGUAACAGGGUGCUAUCAUGCACACAGAUCAUUUAGUUCACGCUCUGAUGUCGUGUCGGCUGUUCCCUUGCGUUUAAGUGAACAACCUGCCAGGUACACGGCACGCAUACCUGAGUUGGACAACUUCAGGAGGUGGGCAAAGUUAAUGGCCGAACGCGAGGUAACAGACUUUAAUACGAUAGAUGGAAGUCCAAAUUUGCAAACUCUUCAUCGUGAAAUUGAUUGGUUGAUCUCAGACAAUAUUGCAAGUGUGCAAGGUUUUGGUCAGAGUCUGAACUCUGUCAAACACGUAUCCUCUUUGCUGAACUCAUCGGAGCUCUAUUCCGUUACGCUCAGAUUAUCUAUUGAAGAACUUGAGCAUCUAUGGAGAAAACGCACGAUGGAGAGAGUCCCAUUGCAAUAUCUUACGCAUACAGCUCACUGGCGAGACCUUGAACUAACUGUCAGUGAUGCAGUACUGAUCCCAAGACCGGAGACUGAGCUCUUGAUAGAUUUUGCUGAAGAGAUAUUGAAUAGGCUAGAGCUGCAAUUGGAUGGCACUAGUACAUGGAAUCAUCUACUUUCAAGCCCAUGGCUUGACCUGGGAACCGGAUCCGGGGCCUUAGCAAUUGCUAUGGCGCAGGCUUUGCAGUCCAGAGGGAGGGAAACAGUCCCUUUAGUACUCGCCACGGAUAAAUCUAUUGAAGCAGUUGAAGUGGCGAAACAUAACGCUACUACUUGUGGGGUUCAAGAUGUUAUCCAAGUACUGAAUGGUUCAUGGUUUGAACCUAUCGAUGACAGCAUUCGCUUUGCAGGAAUCUUGUCAAAUCCUCCUUACAUACCAACUGAGCUAUUAGGCUCCCUGCAACCAGAGGUUUAUUUGCACGAGCCGCGACUGGCGCUAGAUGGAGGCGUCAGUGGCGGUCUACUGCAUAUUACUUCUAUUUGCGCGAAAAUAACAGAUUUUCUGUUACCCGGAGGUCUGUUUGCAAUAGAAACACAUGGUGCAGAACAAGCAAAAUUUGUGGGACGAUUACUGGAACAAACCAGGGCCUUUGAUGAUAUACGGACAAGGGCGGAUUAUGCUGGAGUAUGUCGAUUUGUAACUGCCCGAAAACAACGUUGA
Molecule: messenger RNA, 1185 nt
Organism: Ostreococcus tauri
Lineage: Eukaryota; Viridiplantae; Chlorophyta; Mamiellophyceae; Mamiellales; Bathycoccaceae
Product: Modification methylase HemK
Exons: 1
Coding region: 1-1185 (394 amino acids)
Biological process (GO): protein methylation
Molecular function (GO): nucleic acid binding; protein methyltransferase activity
Source: RefSeq, a predicted model, not a curated record